Paraphaeosphaeria sporulosa is the source of this 2343-nucleotide messenger RNA. RefSeq lists its product as uncharacterized. The transcript has 2 exons. Gene Ontology annotation, biological process: protein catabolic process in the vacuole; cellular response to glucose starvation. The record is from RefSeq and is a predicted model, not a curated record. The coding region runs from base 323 to 2032 and encodes 569 amino acids. NCBI's taxonomy places the organism in Eukaryota, Fungi, Ascomycota, Dothideomycetes, Pleosporales, Didymosphaeriaceae.
GUGGCCAAAGCGCAGUGUGCAUACCGCCGACGAGAGCCCAAGCGGCCAUCCCAACGUCGCUCCACGCCUCCACCGUCUGCCUCUGCACCUGUGGCGCCCCUUGCGUCCUGUUCCAACGCCAUUCCCACAUCCCAUUCCGACGACACCCACAACAACACCCCGCCCCGCGCCUUCCCAAAGCGCCCACGCACCGCCCUGUACAUAACGGCUCUCGCCGCCCGCGGGCGCAUGACGAGCUCGCCGCCUGGCGCUCAGAGGAGGAAGGUCUUGGUCGAUAGAUACACACACAACUCUAGCAGGCCAUUGAGCCCGCACCAACGCAAUGACAGAUGUUAUGGCGCCCCCCGUCGAGAUGCUGUCGCAGCGUGCCCCGCUCCGCCCGUCCACCUCGCACACGUCCUUCUUCGACUCCCACCAGGCCCCCUUUGCCCUGCGCCGGAGCAACAGCUUCGGCUCCCAUCUCGACGACCUGCGCUCCUCCCCAUCCCUGCCCUCGUCGCGCUCCUCGUCGGUCCAGUCGACGCCAGCGAGCAGCCUCUCGUUCGGCCAGAACUCCAGCGACGAGUCGGGUAGCAGCGAUGACGAGGGCCUGGCUUUCCCUGCGUACGGCGCGGCAAGCAGGUCCAACAAGGUCGACGCAGCGCCGCCCUCGAACCCCUUUCUUGCCCCUGUCGCGCCCUCGCCUUCAGACGAGCCCGCGUCUACCCCGGACCACGUCCCAGUAUCCGAAGACGACACAAAUCUACGGCCCGAGCCCUCACAGCAUGUCGACUAUCUCUCGUACGAUUGGAAGGAGGAGGACAUUUGGUCAUCAUGGCGCCACAUCGUCGAGCACCGCAGCGUGUAUGGCGAGCGGUCGCGCCUGGAGAACGCGUCGUGGAGGCAUUGGGCCAAAUUGCAGUACAGACUUCGGACCGUCACUCCCGAGUCUCUAAACUGGUUGAAGGAGAGCGACGUGACGUGGCUCUAUGGGCCACUUCAGCCCUCUGAGAAUCGACACAUCAGUCAACACGCCUCGGAACCGGUCAGCCGGUUAUCCAAAACCAACUCGUUUCUUGCUGCCAAGAAGCCCAUUCUGAAGAAGCGAAGUAUGUCGGAAGUAAUGCUGCAAAAGUCAAUCUCGACAUCAUCAUUAGUCAGUCAAGCUGCGGCAGCAGUGGAAGCCCAGCAAAACACGCAUGUCAACUUCGAUGGACGGAGACGACGGCCGUUUGUUGGCCGAGCCACUGCGUCGGAUUAUACCAUGCUGAUUCCGACGCGGACCAUCAGCCGGGACACAACGGAUUAUUUCUCUUCACAGUCCACCUCUGGUCUGUUGACACCCGGCGAUGGAGAGAAAAAGCAUAUUCGGUUCGACGAAAAGGUUGAGCAAUGCAUUGCCGUGGAGUGCAAAGGUGUAGAUGAUGACGAAGACGAUGAGAAUAACCACAAUCCCUGGGCAAAGUAUCGCGACGACGACUCCUCGUCAGACGAAGGAGUUGUAAUGAUGAGGCGGUCAAGACGGAAGCGGCCGUUAUCAAGAACCAGCUCGAAAACGAGCAUAAGUGGAGAGAACAAGACAAUAGCCAAGCUCGAGCCAACAACCCUCAAGUACAGAACAGACUCUCCAGACGUCACAGAACAACAUCCCACACACUCUCUGGGCUUCUUUCGCUCGAGCCGGUUGUCACCAUCACCAUCCCAGGAGACUCUCCGACCCACCCACCCGUCUAGUAAUUUCCUCCUCCCUGAAGACGAUAGCGAAGAUGACUUCACUUUCAACCCUGCAGGAGCCUACGAGGUCCAAAGACCGCAUACUCCGACACCCUCAGAUCCUUACUCAAUAUCCCCAAAUGAACCCCCUUUAGCUGGCUCAUCGAACUCAAGUUCUAGCGGCUUACGACGCACGGCAUCCGGCAUGUUUAUGCCUUUCGAAGAGGAAGACGAGAAUCCACCAGCACCUGGCCUCAUCGGCAAGGUUGUAGACACAGUGAACACAGCGCGGGACAUAGCCCACGUGAUAUGGAACGUGGGGUGGAGGAGCGGACAGUGAUUAUUGUGCAUCAUCAUCAUCAGCUUUGGCGUUACAAGGGCGGCUGUUUCCAUAAGCACUGUUACUGGCUUUCUGGUUGUACUGCGCACAUAGCGUUUUCGUUCGUAUUCGGGCCCGGGUUCUGGUCGGACACGGGCGGGCUGGCAUAUUGUGCUUUUGUUGGAUUGGAUAUUGGGCUCGGUUUGGGCGCUUUCAAUGGGGUUUCCAUACUGGACUGCGUGAGAUACCUGCGUGGUACGUGCUAUGGGGGUGGUGGUGCUACGCAUGAGAAUAGCCAAUCAGCAAAUGUAUCACUUCUGCGGUCGAGGUGC